Cataglyphis hispanica is the source of this 2067-nucleotide messenger RNA. It is a transcript of the gene Sac1, whose product is annotated as phosphatidylinositol-3-phosphatase SAC1. NCBI's taxonomy places the organism in Eukaryota, Metazoa, Arthropoda, Insecta, Hymenoptera, Formicidae. The record is from RefSeq and is a predicted model, not a curated record. Gene Ontology annotation, molecular function: phosphatidylinositol-4-phosphate phosphatase activity. Gene Ontology annotation, biological process: phosphatidylinositol dephosphorylation. The transcript has 8 exons. Bases 263 to 2014 code for a protein of 583 amino acids. Gene Ontology annotation, cellular component: endoplasmic reticulum.
CAGUCUUUAUAGUCCAUGACUAUGACAAUCUUGAACAGCUUAUAUCAUGUCAAGUUGGAGUUGAUAAGAAGCCGACAAUUAAUUCAUAUUUAGUCGGAUUAUUGUUAAUAAUUCUCGUGCUUAAAACAUAUAUAUAUAUGUGUAUAUAUGGGCCGCGUUUCGUCCGAAAAUCGUAAUUUCAUUUUUCCGGCAUUAUUUUAUUAUUUUGUCGCUUGCCCGUCUAUUCACUUAACGCACUUCAAUUUACUCAUUACUUGACGAUAUGAUGCCAAAUACGGACGUUUAUGACAGUUUGUAUCUGUACGCGACACCAGAGAAGUUUUUUGUGGAGCCGGUCGGAACUAAAGUCCUGCUAGUGGUUGAUAGAGUGAGUCAGCAAAUCUAUACGCAAGUUGGUACAGCUAGUCAAAUUCCAACAACUGCCAGUCGUAGAAAGAUAUGGGGACUGGUAGGGACCAUACGUCUUUUGGCAUGUCGUUAUCUCAUCGUUAUUACGGAUGCUCAAAUAUGUGGUACUAUAGCUGGGCAUAACAUCUAUAAGAUAUCAUCGACAGAAGUGAUACCUUAUACAAGAUCGACUUUACAUUUGACUGAAAAACAGGUGCAAAAUAAUGCCAUAUACUUGGAGAUGGUGAAAUCAGUCUUGAAUACACCGUACUUUUACUUCAGUUAUACCUAUGACCUCAGUCAUACCAUGCAGAGGUUGCAUAAUACAACACCUGAAUUUUUGCAAAUGCCGCUUCACGACAGAGCAGAUCCCAGGUUUGUAUGGAACGCCUAUCUCCUGCAGGACUUAAGUGCAAGACCAGAGCAAUACAAAUUCUGUUUGCCCAUCAUUCAUGGCUUCGUCUCGCUAAAUACGGUGGUUGUGAACGGUAUCGCAUUCAAUUGGGGCAUUAUCUCUAGACGUAGUGUGCAUCGUGCUGGCACGAGAUUAUUUUCGCGUGGUAUAGAUGCCACGGGCAACGUUUCCAAUUAUGUGGAGACGGAGCAGCUAAUCGAAGUAAACGGCGAUCGCAGUUCUUUUGUGCAAACGCGCGGAUCCAUUCCUCUGUUUUGGUAUCAAGCACCAAAUUUAAAGUACAAGCCGAAGCCACAAAUCAGUCCACAUGAAGAUCAUCAAAGUGCUUGUGCGCGACACUUCGAUGUUCAGAUCUUUCACUAUGGAAAGCAAAUCUUAGUGAAUUUGAUCAAUCAAUGUGGGCCAGAAGCAGUACUUGAAAAUGCAUAUCGCAAUUUAGUCCAAAGAAUAAAUAAUCAAAACAUUCGAUAUGAGGCUUUUGACUUUCAUGCAGAAUGUAACAGAAUGAAGUGGGACAAAUUGAAUACUUUAUUGGACCGACUAGCUCAUGAUCAGGAACAAAUGGGAUAUUUCCUAUUAUUGAGAGAUGGAACAUUGCUUUCGGCUCAGGAUGGCGUUUUUCGUACAAAUUGCGUUGAUUGCCUAGACCGAACAAAUGUUGUACAAAGCAUGCUGGCAAAGCGAGUUCUUAAUGAAGUAUUGAGUAGGUUAGAAAUACUUAGAAAGGUGGAGGAUCAUCCUGCAUUUGAAAAUCUUUUUAAACAAGUUUGGGCCGAUAAUGCGGACGUGAUAAGUAUCCAAUAUUCCGGCACGGGAGCGUUGAAGACGGAUUUCACGCGAACUGGAAAACGUACUAAUUUGGGCGCGAUGAAAGACGGUCUAAAUUCGCUAACGAGAUAUUACAAGAACAAUUUUACCGAUGGAUACAGACAGGAUUCGAUGGAGCUUUUUCUGGGUCGCUAUAUAGUACAGGACGGCGAAUGCACUUCCAUUCAAUGUCCUUUGGAAUCCGAGCGAAAUUGGCGUUACGCUACAUUCCCGCUCGUUCUCUUAGUUGCAUCCUCGAUGUUAGUCGCUCAUAUAAUAUUACCAUCGCGAUAUACAACGGAAAUAUUACUUUAUAUGUUAUUCUGGGGUGCCAUGGUGGCCGGCACCUUUGCUACUAUUAUCCACCAUGGCAAGCAAUAUGUCGAUAAGCCAAAAUUACUUUAGAAUUAAUUAAUAAUUCCAUAAAAUUUUAAAUUACAUAUAGAUAUAUAUAUAUA